GCUCCCCUUCAACGGCACUUACAUGCAAGGAAGAGUAAGGAGACGGAGGGAGAGCGUGAGCGAGAAAGGAGGGUUGGGUUCACAAGGGAGAGGAGAGAAACCGACUCCGACACAGACUUUCUAAAGUGGCAGCCAGCCAACAGAGAAAGCACCACCGGAAUUCGACCCCGAACUAAGUCCCCCAUUAGGGCUUAGGAGUCUCGAUGUUGGUUUCUCCCUGUUUGUUAGGGUGAGUGACGCCUGGCCUUGCUCCCACCGCAUUCCCGCUCUUCUCUCGGCCAUGACUAUGUCGGUGCCUCUCUCUCUCCUUCCCUUGUUGCUUCCACGGGAUGCCGCCUCCGUGUCUAGAUCAUGGUUCUCCUUUUAAUACCCUUCUUUUUUCACUCGCGUUUCGAUCGGCCUCUCGGAAAAGCUUUCCUGCCUAGCAUUCGAGUGUUGGGGCAGUGUUUUGCUCAAGUCUCACAGCCGGGUAGGGUUUCAGCUUCUUAAGGUUAGAGUAUGAUUUGAGAGUCACGGGUUACGUAGGCGGACCUUUGUUUACAUGGGAGGAACGAAGGAACGCGGGGCUAUUGUUGACUCGAGGCGUUGAUUUGGAUAGAAGAAUUUUCUAGGUGAGGAACUCAGGGUGAAGUUAUCAUGAUGGACCCGCAGGCGCCACCGAUGGCGCCACCACCGCCGGCAUCCGCUUCAACUGCAGCUGAUGCUGAGGCGCGGUUGGAUGAGAAGGCCAGGAAGUGGCACCAGUUGAAUGCUAAGCGAUACGGCGAGAAGCGCAAGUUUGGUUUUGUGGAGACGCAGAAGGAAGAUAUGCCUCCAGAGCACGUACGCAAGAUUAUCAGGGACCAUGGUGACAUGUCUUCGAAGAAGUACCGUCAUGAUAAGCGGGUGUAUUUGGGAGCUUUAAAGUUUGUGCCUCAUGCCGUGUAUAAGCUGUUGGAGAACAUGCCAAUGCCAUGGGAGCAGGUUCGAGAUGUUAGGGUGCUCUAUCACAUUACUGGUGCCAUCACAUUCGUUGAUGAGAUUCCGUGGGUAGUGGAACCUAUUUUUCUUGCUCAAUGGGGUACUAUGUGGAUCAUGAUGAGGCGAGAGAAGAGGGACAGACGCCACUUUAAGCGUAUGCGUUUCCCUCCUUUCGACGAUGAGGAACCCCCUUUGGAUUACGCUGAUAACCUGCUGGAUGUUGAGCCCCUCGAACCUAUUCAGCUAGAGCUUGACGAAGAAGAAGACUCCGCUGUAUAUGAAUGGUUCUAUGAUUACAAGCCUCUUGUGAAGACAAAGUUGAUCAAUGGACCCAGUUACAGGCGUUGGCAUCUGUCAUUACCUAUCAUGGCCGCUCUUCACCGUCUUGCUGGGCAGCUGCUGAGUGACUUGAUAGAUAGAAACUACUUCUAUCUGUUUGAUAUGGAGUCAUUUUUCACUGCCAAGGCACUCAAUCUGUGCAUCCCAGGUGGUCCCAAGUUCGAGCCUUUAUACCGGGAUAUGGAGAAGGGAGAUGAAGAUUGGAAUGAGUUCAAUGAUAUCAAUAAGCUUAUUAUUCGCUCUCCAUUGCGUACGGAAUACAGGAUUGCGUUUCCUCACUUAUAUAAUAAUCGCCCUCGCAAAGUGAAGCUGGGCGUAUAUCACACUCCUAUGGUUAUGUACAUCAAGUCGGAAGAUCCAGAUUUGCCUGCAUUUUAUUUUGAUCCAUUGAUCCAUCCAAUUGCUUUCUACAAAACAGACAAGCGUGGCGAGAGGAAAGGAUUUCAGGAAGAAGAAGAUGAAGACGAUUUCGUCUUGCCAGAAGGAGUGGAGCCUUUGAUUCAGGAUAUUCCACAAUACACUGACACUACUGCUGCAGGAAUUGCUUUGUUAUUUGCUCCCCGCCCUUUCAACAUGCGGUCAGGUCGGAUGAGGCGUGCUGAGGACAUCCCCCUAGUGUCUGAUUGGUACAAAGAGCACUGUCCUCCGACCUACCCAGUGAAGGUUCGUGUAAGUUAUCAAAAGCUCUUAAAGUGUUAUGUGCUGAAUGAGCUUCAUCAUCGGCCGCCGAAGGGUCAAAAGAAGAAAUAUUUAUUCCGUUCGUUGCGUGCAACCAAGUUCUUCCAGACGACAGAAUUGGACUGGGCCGAAGCAGGUUUACAAGUAUGUAAGCAAGGUUAUAAUAUGUUGAAUCUUCUGAUUCACAGAAAGAAUCUCAACUAUCUGCAUUUAGAUUACAAUUUUAAUCUCAAGCCUGUGAAGACUCUAACAACUAAGGAGAGGAAGAAGUCCCGUUUUGGAAAUGCAUUCCAUCUUUGCCGGGAGAUUUUACGCCUCACCAAGCUGGUUGUGGACGCAAAUAUCCAAUUUCGAUUAGGAAAUGUUGACGCUUACCAACUUGCAGAUGGCCUACAAUAUACAUUCUCGCAUGUUGGUCAAUUGACUGGUAUGUAUCGUUACAAAUAUAGGCUAAUGAGACAGAUUCGAAUGUGCAAGGAUUUGAAGCAUUUGAUCUAUUACCGGUUCAAUACCGGACCUGUUGGUAAGGGCCCUGGCUGUGGAUUCUGGGCACCCAUGUGGCGCGUUUGGUUGUUCUUCCUUAGAGGUGUCGUCCCUCUCUUGGAGAGAUGGUUGGGAAAUCUCCUUGCCCGACAAUUUGAAGGUCGUCAUUCCAAAGGAGUUGCUAAGACUGUUACUAAGCAACGGGUGGAGAGCCAUUUUGACUUGGAACUUAGGGCAGCAGUCAUGCACGAUGUCUUAGAUGCUAUGCCAGAAGGUAUCAAGCAGAAUAAGGCUCGUACCAUUCUUCAGCAUCUGAGUGAAGCUUGGCGUUGCUGGAAGGCCAACAUUCCCUGGAAAGUUCCUGGGCUCCCAGUGCCAAUUGAGAACAUGAUUCUGCGCUACGUGAAGUCGAAGGCGGAUUGGUGGACUAAUGUCGCUCAUUACAACCGAGAGCGAAUUCGGCGAGGUGCCACAGUGGACAAAACUGUUUGCCGGAAGAAUCUCGGUCGUCUAACUCGUCUUUGGUUGAAGGCAGAACAAGAGCGUCAGCAUAAUUAUCUGAAGGAUGGGCCUUAUGUCACACCUGAGGAAGCGGUGGCUAUUUAUACCACAACCGUACAUUGGCUUGAAUCCCGCAAGUUUUCUCCCAUUCCUUUUCCUCCCCUUUCAUACAAGCAUGACACGAAGCUCCUUAUCCUUGCCUUGGAGCGUCUUAAAGAGUCUUACAGUGUAGCAGUUCGUUUGAAUCAGCAGCAAAGGGAGGAGCUUGGGCUGAUAGAGCAGGCUUAUGAUAAUCCACAUGAGGCCCUGUCUCGUAUUAAGCGGCACUUGCUUACACAAAGAGCCUUCAAGGAGGUCGGAAUCGAGUUCAUGGAUCUCUAUAGCCAUCUCAUUCCUGUAUAUGAGAUUGAGCCAUUGGAAAAGAUCACUGAUGCCUACCUUGAUCAGUAUUUAUGGUAUGAGGGAGAUAAAAGACACUUGUUCCCCAAUUGGAUCAAGCCUGCUGACUCGGAACCUCCUCCCUUGCUGGUUUACAAGUGGUGCCAAGGUAUCAACAAUUUGCAGGACAUAUGGGACACCAGUGAAGGGCAGUGCGUUGUUAUGUUGCAGACCAAGUUCGAGAAGUUCUUCGACAAAAUUGAUUUGACGAUGCUGAACAGACUUCUACGGUUGGUCCUUGACCAUAACAUUGCUGACUAUGUAACGGCAAAGAACAACGUGGUUCUAUCUUACAAGGACAUGAGUCAUACGAAUUCCUACGGGCUACUUCAGGGGCUUCAGUUUGCCUCCUUUGUUGUCCAGUAUUAUGGGCUGGUGCUGGAUCUGCUAGUGUUGGGUCUCACACGUGCUAGUGAAAUAGCGGGACCUCCGCAAAUGCCAAACGAGUUCAUAACUUUCUGGGACGUGAAGGUGGAGACUCGUCAUCCCAUCCGCCUAUAUUCGCGUUACAUAGACAAAGUUCACAUACUCUUCCGUUUCACUCAUGAAGAAGCCAGAGACCUUAUUCAGCGUUACCUGACUGAACAUCCAGAUCCGAACAAUGAGAACAUUGUGGGUUAUAACAAUAAGAAGUGCUGGCCCAGAGAUGCUCGUAUGCGUCUCAUGAAGCACGAUGUAAACCUUGGAAGAAGUGUGUUCUGGGACAUUAAGAACCGGCUUCCUCGCAGCAUCACUACUUUGGAAUGGGAGAACUCUUUUGUUUCAGUCUAUAGCAAAGACAAUCCGAACUUGCUGUUUAGCAUGUGUGGGUUUGAAGUUCGCAUCUUGCCAAAGAUCCGGAUGACUCAAGAAGCUUUCGGCAGCAAAGAUGGUGUAUGGAACUUGCAGAACGAGCAAACCAAGGAGCGAACUGCUAUGGCUUAUCUUCGCGUGGACGAUGAACACUUGAAAGUCUUUGAGAAUCGAGUCAGACAGAUUCUUAUGUCAUCUGGCUCUACCACAUUCACCAAGAUUGUGAACAAGUGGAACACUGCUCUUAUUGGUCUGAUGACGUACUUCAGGGAAGCUACAGUUCAUACCCAAGAGCUUCUCGAUCUUCUUGUCAAAUGUGAAAACAAGAUCCAAACUCGUAUCAAGAUUGGAUUGAAUUCUAAAAUGCCUAGUAGAUUUCCUCCAGUGAUCUUUUACACUCCUAAGGAGAUUGGUGGUCUUGGAAUGCUGUCAAUGGGGCAUAUUUUGAUUCCCCAGAGUGACUUGAGAUACAGUCAGCAGACAGACGUUGGAGUCACUCACUUUCGAAGUGGUAUGAGUCAUGAAGAUGAGCAAUUGAUUCCCAAUCUUUACCGGUACAUUCAACCUUGGGAAAGUGAGUUCAUCGACUCGCAGCGUGUGUGGGCGGAGUACGCUUUGAAGAGACAAGAGGCUCAGGCUCAGAACAGGAGACUGACUUUGGAGGAUCUUGAGGAUUCUUGGGACAGGGGUAUACCACGUAUCAACACUUUGUUUCAGAAGGAUCGUCAUACUUUGGCUUACGAUAAGGGUUGGCGUGUGCGUACCGACUUCAAGCAGUACCAAGUAUUGAAGCAGAAUCCUUUCUGGUGGACUCAUCAACGGCACGAUGGUAAGUUGUGGAACUUAAACAACUACCGUACGGAUGUUAUUCAGGCUCUUGGUGGUGUUGAAGGCAUUUUGGAGCACACUUUGUUUAAGGGAACAUAUUUCCCUACGUGGGAAGGUCUUUUCUGGGAAAAGGCAUCAGGUUUCGAAGAAUCCAUGAAGUACAAGAAGCUCACAAAUGCUCAGCGCUCUGGUUUGAACCAAAUUCCAAACCGUCGUUUUACACUUUGGUGGUCCCCUACCAUUAAUCGAGCCAACGUGUAUGUUGGUUUCCAAGUGCAGCUUGAUCUUACAGGUAUUUUCAUGCAUGGAAAGAUUCCGACCUUGAAGAUUUCCCUCAUUCAGAUCUUUAGAGCUCAUUUGUGGCAAAAGGUGCACGAAAGUGUGGUGAUGGAUCUUUGCCAGGUCCUGGAUCAAGAGCUCGAUGCUUUGGAGAUUGAAACAGUGCAAAAGGAAACUAUUCACCCGCGUAAGAGUUAUAAAAUGAACAGCUCUUGUGCGGAUAUUCUGUUGUUCGCUGCUUACAAGUGGCCCAUGAGCAAGCCAAGUCUUGUUGCAGAGCCGAAGGAUGUUUUUGAUCAGAAGGCUAGUAACAAGUACUGGAUUGAUGUGCAAUUGCGGUGGGGUGAUUACGAUUCUCAUGAUAUUGAACGUUACACCCGAGCCAAAUUCUUGGAUUAUACAACUGAUAACAUGUCAAUAUAUCCAGCUCCUACAGGCGUGAUGAUCGGGCUGGACUUAGCGUACAAUCUACACGCUGCGUUUGGCAAUUGGUUCCCUGGUUCUAAGCCUCUUUUUGCACAGGCUAUCAACAAAAUCAUGAAGGCUAAUCCCGCACUUUAUGUGUUAAGGGAGCGUGUAAGGAAGGGGUUGCAGCUGUAUUCAUCUGAGCCCACUGAGCCUUAUUUAUCUUCCCAGAAUUACGGAGAGCUUUUCAGCAACCAGAUCAUCUGGUUUGUAGACGAUACUAAUGUGUAUCGCGUGACAAUUCACAAGACUUUCGAAGGAAACUUGACCACAAAACCUAUUAAUGGUGCCAUUUUUAUCUUCAAUCCAAGAACAGGACAACUGUUUUUGAAGGUCAUUCAUACUAGUGUGUGGGCAGGACAGAAACGUUUGGGACAAUUGGCGAAGUGGAAGACUGCUGAAGAAGUAGCUGCUUUGGUCCGUUCUCUCCCAGUUGAAGAACAGCCUAAGCAGAUUAUUGUUACGCGGAAAGGAAUGCUUGAUCCUUUGGAGGUUCACCUUCUUGAUUUCCCGAAUAUCGUCAUCAAGGGCAGUGAAUUGCAGUUGCCAUUCCAAGCUUGUCUGAAGAUUGAGAAAUUUGGAGAUUUAAUUCUGAAAGCAACGGAGCCGCAAAUGGUUUUGUUCAACAUCUAUGAUGACUGGCUGAAGACUAUAUCAUCUUAUACCGCAUUCUCUAGGCUCAUCUUGAUUCUUCGAGCUCUUCACGUCAACAAUGAGAAGGCUAAGAUGUUGCUGAAGCCUGACAAGACUGUAGUGACAGAGCCACACCACAUCUGGCCUAAUCUGAGUGAUGAUCAGUGGAUGAAGGUCGAAGUUGCUUUGAGAGAUCUGAUAUUAUCGGACUACGCGAAGAAGAAUAACGUUAAUACGUCUGCAUUGACACAGUCAGAGAUUCGGGACAUCAUUUUGGGUGCUGAAAUUACGCCUCCCUCACAACAACGGCAGCAGAUUGCUGAGAUCGAGAAACAGGCGAAGGAGGCUAGUCAAUUGACCGCAGUUACAACAAAGACAACUAACGUACACGGAGAUGAUUUGAUUGUAACAACUACCAGUCCUUAUGAACAAGCAGCCUUUGGUUCCAAGACAGACUGGCGAGUGAGAGCUAUCUCUGCUACCAAUCUCCAUCUGCGUGUCAACCACAUUUAUGUGAACUCAGAUGACAUCAAGGAGUCGGGAUACACAUACAUUAUGCCGAAGAAUGUAUUGAAGAAGUUUAUAUGUAUUGCUGAUUUGAGGACUCAAAUUGCUGGGUAUUUGUACGGAGUGAGUCCUCCUGAUAAUCCACAGGUUAAGGAGAUUCGGUGCAUUGUAAUGCCUCCUCAAUGGGGCACACAUCAGCAGGUCCACCUUCCUAGUAGUCUACCUGAGCAUGAGUUCUUAAAUGAGCUUGAACCUCUUGGUUGGCUUCAUACCCAGCCGAAUGAGCUUCCGCAGCUCUCACCUCAGGACUUGACCAGUCAUGCUCGUGUUCUGGAGAACAACAAGCAGUGGGAUGGUGAAAAGUGCAUCAUCUUAACCUGCAGUUUCACUCCUGGUUCUUGCUCAUUAACAGCUUAUAAGCUGACACCAACUGGGUAUGAAUGGGGUCGGGCUAAUAAGGACAGUGGCAGCAAUCCCCACGGUUAUCUGCCAACUCACUACGAGAAAGUGCAGAUGCUGCUGAGUGACCGAUUCCUUGGAUUCUACAUGGUCCCAGAUAACGGUCCGUGGAAUUAUAAUUUCAUGGGUGUGAAACAUUCUGUUGGUAUGAAGUAUGGAAUCAAGCUCUCCAUUCCAAGAGAAUUUUAUCAUGAAGAUCACAGGCCGACACACUUUUUGGAGUUCAGCAAUCUGGAGGAAAACGAUGUUGCGGAGGGGGAUCGUGAAGAUGUGUUUCAGUAGAUUUUGAAGGUCUCAUUUCGUCUGGAGGUUUCGUUUAAACCCAGAGAACCUCGUUUGUAUUAACGUAUGGCAGUUGUCUUUCUUAGUUGAGCUAAACCUGAAAUGAUCAAGUAAAUGUUCAUGCUAACAAAGCCUACAUGUUAGUGGCUGGGGUUGUGAAGAGAAGAGGAUUAUGAGCUAGGUGCGAGAAUGCUUAUGUGCGUUGUAGUCACCAGUAUAUCCUAUGAACUUCUUUGCACACGUGAACAUCUUAGACUGUCCGGAUAGUCUAGGACGAUUCAAAAUAGACAAUUUCUCUUCUUCUGAAGAUGUAAACAUUUUUGUAAAGGUAAACAUCGAUCAUGUCAAAGAAUUUGAUUCUGUAUUGCAUUAGUUUUCAA
Messenger RNA from Physcomitrium patens, 8024 nucleotides. Its product is annotated as pre-mRNA-processing-splicing factor 8A. The record is from RefSeq and is a predicted model, not a curated record. Gene Ontology annotation, biological process: spliceosomal tri-snRNP complex assembly; mRNA splicing, via spliceosome. Gene Ontology annotation, molecular function: U5 snRNA binding; U1 snRNA binding; metallopeptidase activity. Gene Ontology annotation, cellular component: catalytic step 2 spliceosome; U5 snRNP. Lineage: Eukaryota; Viridiplantae; Streptophyta; Bryopsida; Funariales; Funariaceae.